Messenger RNA from Drosophila busckii, 1200 nucleotides. Its product is annotated as putative odorant receptor 69a. The coding region runs from base 1 to 1200 and encodes 399 amino acids. Gene Ontology annotation, cellular component: plasma membrane. Gene Ontology annotation, biological process: detection of chemical stimulus involved in sensory perception of smell; sensory perception of smell. The record is from RefSeq and is a predicted model, not a curated record. The transcript has 3 exons. Gene Ontology annotation, molecular function: odorant binding; olfactory receptor activity. NCBI's taxonomy places the organism in Eukaryota, Metazoa, Arthropoda, Insecta, Diptera, Drosophilidae.
AUGCAGCUGCACGAGUUUAUGCACUAUCCACAUUUGGGCUGCCGUCUAACCAUGAUGCGGCGCUAUGAGUGGCAAGGCAGCGGCGUGCCACAGGAGCAGCAAACCAGGCUACAACGCGCGUUCUUCUACUUUGGUGCGUUCAAUCUGAUCUAUCAGAACUUGGGCUUGGCCAUUAAUCUCUUCUUGGUGCAACCACAAAGACUCCAGCUAAGCGCUUUUGUCGCUGAAAUAUCUGAGACUUGCAGCGUCAUGGGCCUAACACUGGUGAGUGCCUGCGACUUGUGGCUGCUGGAGCACCAUCGGCCAGACAUUGAGUUCCUGCUGAGUGAACUGCAGAAGUUGUUCGAGCAGCGCACUCGAAACCGAAACCGGGUUGCCUAUUACUACAGCACAUCCUCACGUCUUAUGCGCUACACCACAAUCUUCUUCGUCUUUGCCUGCAUCUACUAUAAUCUGCUGCCCAUACUGGAGCUGCUCUACGAGAUGCUGGCGCAAUCGCAGCACAUACGCUACAAGUCCCAGAGCAACACUUGGUAUCCCUGGCAACUAUUCGCCGCACCGGAUUCCUACUUAAGCUUUUUGGCCGCCUAUGUAUGCCAAGGCAUGUCCUCGCUCGUCGGCGUCGCUUUCAUCAUGGCCAGCCAGUUUCUGCUUUGUUUUUUCAUCACUCAAAUGCAGCUGCAUUUCGAUACGCUGGCCAGUGGGCUCGGCGCACUGGACGCGCGUCAGUCCACUGCCAAUAUGCAGCUGAAGAAUCUGAUUGCCUAUCACAGUCGCCUGCUUAAGCUGGGCGAUCUGCUGAAUCGCAUCUUUAACUUUAUAUUUCUCAUCAACUUUACCACAUCGACUAUUGCCAUUUGCCUUAUGUGUUUCGCCAUGGUCAUGAUCAAUCUGGCCUCCGCUUUCAAGUACUCGGUGGGCCUGAUGGCCUUUUUGGUAUUUACAUUCUUUAUUUGUUAUCAGGGCACUAAGUUCACCAAAGCGAGCGACAAAGUGUUGCCGGCUGCUUUUUACAACAAUUGGUAUGAGGGGGACUUGGCCUAUCGCAAGAUGUUGCUUUUCUUGAUGAUGCGUGCCAGUCAGUCGCGUGUGCUGCGAGCUUAUAAAUUUACGCCAGUGUCUCUGGCUACAUUUAUGGCGAUUCUAAAGUUCUCGUAUCAGCUGUUUACGUUUGUGCACUCAAUGAUUUCAGAAAACUAG